This is a messenger RNA of Emericellopsis cladophorae, 3240 nucleotides long. RefSeq names its product Exportin-like protein. The record is from RefSeq and is a predicted model, not a curated record. The transcript has 7 exons. Gene Ontology annotation, molecular function: nuclear export signal receptor activity; small GTPase binding. NCBI's taxonomy places the organism in Eukaryota, Fungi, Ascomycota, Sordariomycetes, Hypocreales, Bionectriaceae. Bases 1 to 3240 code for a protein of 1079 amino acids. Gene Ontology annotation, biological process: ribosomal small subunit export from nucleus; protein export from nucleus; ribosomal large subunit export from nucleus. Gene Ontology annotation, cellular component: nucleus; cytoplasm.
AUGGCGCCCAGCAUCGAGGAACUCGACGCGACUGUGCGCACCUUUUUCGAAGGUCGCGGAGAACAGCAAAAAGCUGCCCAGAAUGCUCUCAACCAAUUCAAAGAAGACCCCGAUGCGUGGUUGAUGGUCGACAAGAUUCUUUCGGAUGCGCAGUAUCCUCAAACCAAGUACAUCGGUCUCCAGGUCCUCGACAAUGUGAUCAUGACGCGAUGGAAAGUCCUGCCUCGAGAUCAGUGCCAGGGUAUCCGCAACUUCAUUGUCCAGUUCAUCAUCCAGUGCUCCAGCAGCGAAGAGUCGUUACGAACCCAAAAGACCCUUCUCAACAAGCUCAACCUAGUUCUCAUCUCGGUGCUGAAGCAAGAAUGGCCUCACAACUGGCCAACGUUUAUCAACGAAAUCAUCUCGUCCUGCCACUCGAGUCUGUCUAUCUGCGAAAACAACAUGAUUAUUCUGCGUCUCCUGUCCGAGGAGGUUUUCGAUUACUCGGCCGAGCAGAUGACAUCGACAAAGACGAGGAGUCUCAAGCAGACCAUGUGUGCCGAGUUCUCACAGAUCUUCCAACUUUGCCAAGAGGUCCUUAACACGGCCACUCAGCCUAGCUUGGUCAAGGCAACACUCGAGACGCUGCUCCGUUUUUGCAACUGGAUCCCCCUUGGCUACAUCUUCGAAACGCCGCUCAUCGAGACUCUGCGCACCCGCUUUUUGCCCACGCCGGAGUUCAGGAAUGUUACACUGCAAGUGCUGACGGAGAUUGGCGGCUUGCAGACCGGAGGCCCGGGACAGCCCAAUUCGUACGACGAAGAGCUGGUCAAGAUGUUCACCGAGGUUCUCAGCACGAUUGCGGAUAUCAUCCCAGUAUCUCUCGACCUCAAGACAACAUAUCCUAGCAGUAAUUCGCGGGAUCAGGAGUUUGUGCAGAAUCUUGCGCUGUUUCUGUGCAACUUCUUCAGCUACCACUUGGUCCUUAUUGAGAACCUACCGAAUCGCGAUUUCCUCAUGCAUGGUCACUAUUACUUGAUUCGAAUCUCGCAGAUCGAUGACCGCGAGAUCUUCAAGAUCUGCCUCGACUACUGGCUGAAGAUGGUCCAAGAGCUGUACGAGGAGAUGCAGUCUCUACCGCUCAACGACUCGAGUGCUUUGCAGGCAAUGGGAGGAUCUGUUUCGGGCAGUGGCGCCCCAGCACCCAGCGUCCUGGCCAACUACCCUCUCCGCAAACACAAGUACAACGAGAUUCUGUCGAACCUGCGAGUUGUCAUGAUUGAGAAAAUGGUGCGACCUGAAGAGGUGCUCAUUGUGGAAAACGACGAGGGCGAAAUUGUGCGCGAGUUUGUCAAGGAGAGUGACACGGUCCAGCUGUACAAGACGAUCCGCGAGUGCCUUGUGUACCUGACGCACUUGGAUGUGGUCGACACGGAAUCUAUCAUGACCGAGAAGCUGGCGCGCCAAGUGGACGGCACGGAGUGGUCGUGGCACAACUGCAACGUUCUUUGCUGGGCGAUUGGAUCCAUUUCGCUUGCGAUGAACGAAGAGACCGAGAAGCGGUUUCUGGUCACGGUCAUCAAAGAUCUCCUGGGCCUGACGGAGAUGAAGCGCGGCAAGGACAACAAAGCGGUCGUGGCCAGUAACAUUAUGUACAUUGUCGGCCAGUACCCCCGUUUCCUGAAAGCCCACUGGAAGUUCCUCAAGACGGUGGUGAACAAGCUCUUUGAGUUUAUGCACGAGUCACACGAGGGCGUCCAAGACAUGGCUUGCGACACAUUCAUCAAAAUUGCGCGUCAGUGCCGUCGCCACUUUGUGGCGAUCCAGCCCAGUGAGCAGGAACCGUUCAUUGAGGAGAUUGUGAGGAACAUGGGUAAGAUUACGUGCGAUCUCACGCCCCAGCAGGUGCACACUUUCUACGAGGCUUGCGGCUAUAUGGUAGCAGCUCAAGGAAACCAGCACCAGCAGGAACGGUUGCUGGCCGACCUCAUGAGCAUCCCCAACUCGGCCUGGGACGAGAUCAUCAAGCAGGCGACUUCGAAUCCGGCAAUCCUCCAGGACUCGGAAACGAUCAAGGUCAUUGGCAACAUUAUGAAGACCAACGUAUCGGCGUGCAGCUCGAUCGGGCCAUACUUUUACCCUCAAAUUGGGAGGAUCUACCACGACAUGCUCGAAAUGUACCGCGCGACAAGCGGCCUGAUAUCGGAGGCUGUGGCCAGAGAUGGCGAUCUUGCGCCGAAGAUGCCCAAAGUCAGGGGCCUGCGCACCAUCAAGAAGGAGAUUCUGAAGUUGAUCGAGACAUAUGUCGACAAGGCAGAGGACCUGGGGGCUGUGCGGACCCAGAUGGUGCCGCCUCUGCUCGAGUCGGUCUUGGUCGACUACAACCGGAACGUGCCGGGCGCUCGUGACGCGGAAGUGCUCAAGGCCAUGUCGACAAUUAUCACCAAGCUCGGGGCCAUUAUGGAAGAUCAAGUGCCGAUUAUCAUGCAAAACGUGUUCGAAUGCACUCUUGACAUGAUCAACAAGGACUUCUCCGAGUUCCCGGAGCAUCGUGUCGAGUUCUUCAACUUGCUCCGAGCCAUCAACCUGCACACGUUCCCGGCGCUGCUGAAGCUCGACAGCAACCAGUUCAAGUUCGUCAUCGACUCAUGCUCGUGGGCGUUCAAGCACGACAACCGCGAUGUGGAGGGUGCUGGCUUGAACAUGUGCCUGGAGCUGAUUAACAACAUUGCGGACAAGACCGACGUGUCGGCCGCGAACGAGUUCUUCCAGCGAUUCUUUGUCAACAUUCUGCAGGACGUCUUCUUUGUGGUGACGGAUCCGGACCACAAGGCCGGGUUCAAGACGCAGUCGAUGGUGCUGAUGAAGCUUUUCUACUACGUGCAGCCGGCGGACGGCACUCAGCCUAAGAUUCAGGGUCCCAUCUACACGCCAGAGCAAGCAACAGCUGGUACAUCGAACAAGGAGUUCCUGGCCAACUACGUUGGAAACCUGUUGCAGAAUGCAUUCCCCAACCUGCAGGCUGCUCAGAUCAAGGAAUUUGUGGAGGGGCUGUUCAUGCUGAACACCCAGUACGACAAGUUCCGCCUCAACCUGCGCGACUUCCUCAUCUCUCUCAAGGAAUUUGCAGGGGAUAAUGCCGACCUCUACGCAGUGGAGAAGGAGGAAGCCGAGCGCGACAACAAAGCUGCCGACAUAGAGCGGAGGCAAAAGGUCGGUGGCCUGCUGAAGCCGUCGGAGCUCGACGACGAGGAGCUCUGA